AUGUUAUCUACAACACAUACAACAAUGGAUCUUGUUCAAUGGUUACAAGAAUUUGAAGCAGCGUAUCGAAAAUUAUACGGAUUCAAAUUUCCUUUUCCGAAACCACCCAUCGUUCAUUCAGACGGAGCGUUAGUCUUUCAAAUGGCUGCAAUGCGAUUUUUUAAUGGUGAUACAACAAUUAGUUCAUAUUUAAAACGUAGUUGGGCCAUCGUAAAUCGAACAGCAACAAAUGAAGAUCUAUCAAAAACUAUUGUUCAUUCAUGUUUGUCACAUUUCUCCAAAAGUGUAAAACGUCAAGCUCUUCAGUACUUUUCGAAUCAAAAGGUACCAUUCGCUCUAUGGAUCAUAUCACUAUUAGUCAAUUCAAAUACAUUAGAAGAAAUGUGCGGUAUUUGGGAACAUAUAUGCAUUGUUCUUCUUAGUCCAAUACAAAAUACAUCAUAUUCGUUAUCUAUUUCUUGCUUAUCAACUGCAGCAGAUAAUAUAAACAAGGAUCCUGACAAGGAUAAUUUUAUUGUUAGAAAUGUUAAAGUCGAUUCAAAAGGUGAAUGUCAAUAUUCAACAAUGUUUGAUGAGAUUCUGGCUGAAACAGUUGAUGAAGAUGAAAUCGAAAUCGGACUCAGUGAACAAGUUGCUUCCGAUGAAAGUGAAAGCCCAUUUCGUGAUUACUUUACCCAGAUAUAUAAUGACCAAGAGAAGAUUUGUGAUUCAUUUUCAAAUGAAAAUUUUAAGAAAUAUAUGGAGAAUCCAUAUUAUAGUCCCGCUUAUUUAAAACGUAUUCUUUCCUUGUAUUUACCUAUAGCACCAAUUUGGAGCAAUCUAAUGAUGGGAAGCUUGUCACGUUAUGGCUAUCGAACUACUACAAGAAUUAAACAUUGUGGUUGUCAUAAUAGUAGAACAACUGGUGUGUCAGAAUCGCGAUUAAAAGUUAUAAAACAUACGGCUCUUCGCGGCGAAGUGUCGUCAAGAAUUGAUCAAGUUGUUCAAAUGCUUGGUUCUAGUAUACGACAAACAGAAAUUAAUUAUUCAAAUCAUUAUCCACUUAAUUUAACGAAAAAUAGAACUGCACGUUCAAAAAAGCUAUUGGCGGAAGAAUCAUGGAAUAAACGUGGUCCAUCGCCACCACCUACAACCAGUAUUUAUUCUGAAAAACCAAAAGUGUCAAUUGUUGCUCAACUAAAAAAUGCUGUUAAGACUAAAAGUAGCACUCGUGGUCAAACUUUAGUUGAAGCUCUUCUCAAACGUACAUUUUUCAUGUCAGCAACAGCGAUUAUGAAUAAUAAUCAUACCAUUAAUAUAAAUGAUGCUAAAACAGAAGAAAGUGCUGAUGCAAUGUCGUCUUUUUAUCCAAUCAUUGAACAAAAAACAAUUCAAUAUUUAUGUGAAAUUUUGAAGUUACCGACUACAAAACCAUUAAAAAAACUUACGAUACGUAAUUAUAUGGAAGAUCUUCGUCAAACAUGGUCCAAAAUUGCAUGUUUGCAGCACGAAUGA
Rotaria sp. Silwood1 is the source of this 1494-nucleotide messenger RNA. The record is from the annotation of a GenBank genome assembly. NCBI's taxonomy places the organism in Eukaryota, Metazoa, Rotifera, Eurotatoria, Philodinida, Philodinidae.